AUGUCCUUCUCCUUUGAGACCCUCCACAACACCUCCUCCGAGGACUUCCUCUACAUUCUCUUCGGCUCUGACUACGAGUCCGACACCUCCCUCCCCACCACCAUUGCACCCUCUGCGGUGUUCAACCAACCUCCUCCUCCUCCUCCCGGCACCGGCCAAUACGCAUCUCACCAAGGUCCUCGAUUCGCCCUACUCGCGGUUGAGACUUGGCGGGACCGCGGAUGUCAGUACAUCUUUUUUGACCCCCUUUGCAAGGGCAGGCAAACCUACUUUAAGCAGUGGGAUAAGCCCAGGACCCCUUGUGAGGAUGCGGCUAUAAAGGCUAUGUGGGCCGAGCGCCUCCAUCCAAAUUCUCCCAGGCCGGCUACUCCACAGAUGCUCUCGUUGUGGCUCCAGGGCAGGUUUUGA
Molecule: messenger RNA, 408 nt
Organism: Cryptococcus amylolentus CBS 6039
Lineage: Eukaryota; Fungi; Basidiomycota; Tremellomycetes; Tremellales; Cryptococcaceae
Exons: 1
Coding region: 1-408 (135 amino acids)
Source: RefSeq, a predicted model, not a curated record